This is a messenger RNA of Silurus meridionalis, 2303 nucleotides long. It is a transcript of the gene wnt7ba, whose product is annotated as wingless-type MMTV integration site family, member 7Ba. The transcript is spliced from 4 exons. Gene Ontology annotation, biological process: canonical Wnt signaling pathway; multicellular organism development; cell fate commitment. The record is from RefSeq and is a predicted model, not a curated record. The coding region runs from base 402 to 1463 and encodes 353 amino acids. Gene Ontology annotation, molecular function: cytokine activity; frizzled binding. Gene Ontology annotation, cellular component: extracellular region. NCBI's taxonomy places the organism in Eukaryota, Metazoa, Chordata, Actinopteri, Siluriformes, Siluridae.
UCUAUCAGCGUGCAGAAAAGAGGAGGAGGAGAGUCACCCAGCUGUCCUGUACACCACUAAAUGUGGGCGGAUGGAAUGGUCCCCCACCUCCUCGUCUGCCAAUGGCAAAGCAAUGAGAGAAGACCCGGUUGUGCGUGCGUGAUCUGCACUCUUCAAUCCGUAGCUCCUCGGCAGCUCACCCUGAAACACGCACAGACACACGCGCGCGCACGCACGCACGCUUGCUGGCACAGGGAGGCACGCGCACAACGCGUCCGCAAGCAGGAGAUGCAGGAGCGCCACGGACUGCUCUCCACCGACAAGAGCAUUACCGAAGCGCUUCUUGGUUUACCGCGAGCUCCGCAGACCCGGGCAGGACCCCAGAGAAAAGCACGCGCCUCGUCCUGCUGUCCCAUGCCACCAUGCGCGUGCUUUCGCCGCGCGCCGCUCUUCUGUCGGUCUCCUACUCUCAGCUGUUCCUCAUCCUCACCAGCGGCAGCUACCUGGCCCUAUCUUCAGUGGUGGCUCUUGGUGCCAAUAUUAUCUGCAACAAAAUCCCCGGACUGGCCCCCAGACAGCGUGCCAUCUGUCAAAGUCGCCCAGACGCCAUCAUUGUUAUCGGUGAGGGUGCUCAGAUGGGUAUCAACGAGUGUCAGUUCCAGUUCCGCUUUGGCCGAUGGAACUGCUCCGCCCUCGGUGAGAGGACCGUCUUCGGCCAAGAGCUGCGUGUGGGCAGCAAGGAGGCGGCGUUUACCUACGCCAUCACCGCAGCUGGAGUGGCCCAUGCAGUCACAGCAGCCUGCAGUCAGGGCAACCUGAGCCACUGCGGCUGUGACAGGGAGAAACAGGGGUACCAGAACCAAGAGGAGGGCUGGAAAUGGGGUGGAUGUUCAGCCGACGUCAAGUAUGGUGUUGAGUUCUCUCGUCGCUUUGUGGAUGCUCGUGAGAUUAAAAAAAAUGCCCGUAGGCUCAUGAACUUGCACAACAACGAGGCAGGCAGAAAGAUUCUGGAAGAAAGGAUGAAGCUGGAGUGCAAGUGCCACGGUGUCUCAGGCUCCUGUACCACAAAGACAUGCUGGACAACAUUGCCCAAGUUCCGUGAGAUCGGCUACGUGCUGAAAGAGCGGUAUGGUGCCGCUGUACAGGUGGAGGCAGUGCGAGCCACUCGCCUGCGCCAGCCCUCCUUCCUGCGCCUUAAGCAGUCACAUGGCUACAUAAAGCCCACUGACACGGACCUGGUGUAUUUGGAACGCUCCCCAAAUUACUGUGAGGAAGACACAUUGACGGGGAGUACAGGGACUAGGGGCCGCCUCUGCAACCACACCUCACCCCACCCAGAUGGCUGCAACCUCAUGUGCUGCGGCCGCGGUCAUGACACACACCAGUAUACACGUGUGUGGCAGUGUAACUGCAAGUUCCAGUGGUGCUGCUUUGUCAAGUGCAACACCUGUAGUGAAAAAACAGAGGUGUUCACUUGUAAAUGAGAACAAGGGAAAAACAAGCAGGGGGGCACAGAAGUGUGAAGAGGAAGUGAGAAUAAGCUCAGUUUAUCAUGGCUUCAUUUUGCACAUCAGGUACUCAUUGCAGGGGAAAAGGAUCAACAUAAAAGAUGAGAUUUUUGGAAAAAAAGUGCACUGACUACAGUCUGAAACAGCAUAUAAGUUCAUACUACAUGUAAAACUACACACAGUAUAAGGAUUUUACAGCUCAGAGUAUCUGAGGCGAAUGGAAGAAUUUUAUGGGGAUCUGAUGGUGACUGUGUUUGCAUGAUUAUGUCAAACAAAUAAGCUGAUAACCUUGAAGGAAAAGAACCAAUUCUAAAGACUGGAGCUGUUCAAGGCAAUGUCUGUGGAUGGAUGGGAGAAAAGACAUGUUUUUCACAACAUAAUAUGCUGGAUUACUUCACAUGUUCAUUCACACUGUAUCUGUUUGAACACUGAAAAAAGACUUCUUUGUUCGUUUUUUGGAGAGAGAGAACUGCAUAGUUCUUGUCCUGACUUUGUUAAGGCCGAUGUCUCUUUUACAAUUUCGAAAAAUGGUUGCUACUGAUUUGUUGUUGUAUUUCAUAGCUCAUAAUAUUUCAGUACAAUUGUUUAAUAAGAACACAAAAAAAAAACAGGUGUCAGAUUCAGCAUAUGAGUAUUUAUAUUCCCCUGCAUUUCUCUGCUGCUCACUGAUAGAAAACAGGCCAGCUAAGUCCACAGCCAACUAGACAAGAUGUCAUGAGGUCACUGAAUGUGUUGCCGAUUGCUGUGGUGGGAUGUGUGAUGUUCUGCUUUGUUGUGAACAUGAUAUAUAUAUAUAUAUAUAUAUAUAUAUAUAUA